AUGUUACCACCUCGUAGACCGACGCAGAAUGCUGAAAAGCCGAAUCAGAAUCAGAACCGAGGGAAAAGCGGAUCGAUACAUCCUGAUGAUGCCAUAAGACAAACGGAUGAUGAUGCGUCUUCUUCUCGAGCCUCAGCAAUCUCAUUAGGUUAUUUGAAUGAUCCAUACUCCACUUUACUAUAUAAACCAAAUUUCAUUCCUGGUCAAUCACAACCUCACUCUCAACCUCAAUUUCAAUCUCAAUCUCAAUCUAAAGGCUCCUAUGGAUUUGGACAAGGGGGUGGCUAUAUGAAUACGAAUGGCAGCGGGAGCGGGAUAAUACGUAAACCACCUUUGAUCAAUAUAGGUACACAUCAUCGAACGGUCGGUAUCGAUAUCCUGAUCAACAAGUUUCUGGAUAAGGGAAAGGGAGAGACAGAGGAGUCGAGACAAAUCGUCUCUUUAGGUGCUGGAAGUGAUACGAGGUUUUGGAGAUUAAUGUCCCAACAGAACCCACCCAAUAUAGCCAAAUAUAUCGAGAUUGAUUUCCCACAUUUAACUUCACCAAAAGCACAACGUAUAGCUCGUCAAAAGAAAUUACAUUGUCUACUACAAUCUCCUUCUUGUUCUCAUCCGGAAGUAUCCAUGCCGUCCACAUCGGGCGCACCUUCGUCGUCGUCAUCUACGAUACCAUAUAAGAUAUCUCAAGGUGGAACACGACUGGAUUCAAGAUUUUAUCAUUUACUUCCAAUGGAUCUUCGACCUUGCCCAAUUCCUAAACGAUCAAUACAUGAUAUACUAGAUGAAUACCUCUUACCACUUCUCGAUAAUUCGAAACCAACUUUAUUCUUAGCUGAAUGUCUUUUUCCUUAUAUGCCUCCCGAAGAUAGUUUGUCGAUCAUUUCAUGGUUUGGAGAAAAGUUUCAUCAUUCAAUGGGAGUAGUAUAUGAGAUGAGUGGAUUGGAUGACAGUUUUGGUAAAGUCAUGAAAAGGAAUUUAGCCUCCAGGAAUCUCUCAAUACCAGGCUCGACACCAUUUCCAACACCACAAUCACAAGCCGACCGAUUCCUAGAUCCACGUUUGGGUAAAGGUGUCUUUGAUCAGAGUGGAGUGAAGACAUUGUGGCAGGUGAGAGAUGAAGUUAUUGAUGCGAAGGAACUGCAACGUAUAUCGAGAUUGGAGAUAUUGGAUGAAAUUGAAGAGCUGAAAUUGGUUCUAGAACAUUACGUUAUUGCUUGGGGAGUCAAAGGAGAUAUCUUGAGAGAUGUGGGAUUGUGA
This is a messenger RNA of Kwoniella shivajii, 1257 nucleotides long. RefSeq lists its product as uncharacterized. Lineage: Eukaryota; Fungi; Basidiomycota; Tremellomycetes; Tremellales; Cryptococcaceae. The record is from RefSeq and is a predicted model, not a curated record. Gene Ontology annotation, molecular function: protein C-terminal leucine carboxyl O-methyltransferase activity. Gene Ontology annotation, biological process: C-terminal protein methylation. Bases 1 to 1257 code for a protein of 418 amino acids. The transcript is spliced from 5 exons.